Molecule: messenger RNA, 1729 nt
Organism: Daucus carota subsp. sativus
Lineage: Eukaryota; Viridiplantae; Streptophyta; Magnoliopsida; Apiales; Apiaceae
Product: probable serine/threonine-protein kinase PBL22
Exons: 8
Coding region: 166-1608 (480 amino acids)
Biological process (GO): protein phosphorylation
Molecular function (GO): protein kinase activity; ATP binding
Source: RefSeq, a predicted model, not a curated record
AUUGUGUUUAAACACUUGCAUCUAAUCUUUUAUUCUGCUAUAAAGUGAAUCAUCUUGAUGCACAAGGGAAGUGCCACACUGUUUUUCAAACACUAAAAUGAUGCUCAGAUAUAUUGCAACAAUAAUAAAUAUGUCAUUUGUUGCAUCCGGGAGAACGUGAGUGACAUGGCUAUUAAUACAGUGGCUGCCUCGGAAGUACUCAGAACCUCAUCUUCAGAUAAUGCAAAAUCAUCUGCUCAUGACAAGAAAAUCCUGUGGUUAGGGCUUGUAGCUGGCGGAUUAUUACUUCUCAUUGCUGCCUUGAUAUACUUAUCCAUCAAGAAACGGCUUUUUCGUGCAUGCAUGCUAGGCCGGAAGCAGAAGAAAGAUGAUCUGGAUGCAGAGAAACUGAUGUUGAGGCGGUUCCAGAUGGAAGAGUUAGUCAGGGCAACUAAUAAUUUCAGCAGAGGUUGCUUGAUAGGCUCUGGUGCAUUUGGAAAUGUAUAUGUAGGAACAUUUGAUGUGGAGGGAACACUGGCAAUCAAAAAAGCCCGUGCUGAUUCGUACACAAGCACCCAUGAAUUCAGAAAUGAGGUGAAGUUGCUGUCGAGAGUGAAGCACCAAAACCUCGUGGGUUUAGUAGGAUACUGUGAAGAAGAGGGCCCGAAGGAAGCACAAGUCUUGGUUUAUGAAUAUGUUCAAAAUGGUUCACUACUUGAGUACAUUGUGGGCAGAGGAGGAAGAUUUUUGACAUGGAGGCAGAGGGUGAAUAUAGCUAUUGGGGCAGCUAAAGGCAUAGCUCAUUUGCAUGAAGGGAUCAAUCCUGGCAUAAUUCAUCGUGAUAUUAAACCGAGUAAUAUCCUGUUAGGGGAGGGUUUUGAGGCAAAGGUUUCAGAUUUCGGGCUGGUGAAAUCUGGUCCUACUGGCGAUCAAUCACACGUUAGCAGCCAGAUCAAAGGGACACCAGGGUACCUAGACCCUGCCUAUUGUACUAGUUUACAUUUGAGUCCAUUUAGUGAUGUCUACAGCUUUGGAGUUAUACUUCUACAGCUUGUUGCUGCUCGGCCUGCAGUCGAUACAGCCAAAAAUGGCUCUAACUAUCAUAUUAUCCAGUGGGCAAGGCCUAGUUUAGAAAAAGGCAGUGUAGAAGAUAUAUUGGAUGCUAAUCUUUUACUAGAACCAUGCAACAUGGAAAUAAUGCUGAAAAUGGGACAACUAGGCUUAAGAUGUGUCGUAAAAGUGCCUAAACAGAGACCAACGAUGACUCAAGUUUGGCAAGAACUGGAGGCAGCCCUUCAUAUAGCAGAUACUUAUAUCCCUAAACAUCCUAUAAAGCGUAGAUCGCUAAGAGUUUCUCAAGGGUCAAUGGUGGAACAAGACGAGUCUGAAACUGGUGUUGAAUUCCAAAGAUUUCAUGUAGAUAUGGAUACCAUGCACAGUGCAAGCUUGAGAUGCCUGGAGAGUAGUGCAAAACUCGUCUGUCAAGUUCCCUGGAAAGGCCAUCCAGUUUUCUCUUCUGUUGCUGCAGCUACAAAUCUCGGAUAUCCUUCACUAAGCUAUUCAUGGACAAUUCUACUACUUUAUGAGGCAACUUCUCCAUGGAAGCUAACCAGUGAUUACAGACUGUGAGAGCAUUGAUCGUACAAUCUGGAGUUGAAGAUAUAUCCCAGGAGCAGUAUUCAUUUUCAAGAGCUCUCAACUUAGACAACAAUUUUUUGAGAGCUUUAAUAUAUGCCAUCUGUGCAAAAAA